Molecule: messenger RNA, 744 nt
Organism: Fonsecaea multimorphosa CBS 102226
Lineage: Eukaryota; Fungi; Ascomycota; Eurotiomycetes; Chaetothyriales; Herpotrichiellaceae
Exons: 4
Coding region: 1-744 (247 amino acids)
Biological process (GO): mycotoxin biosynthetic process
Source: RefSeq, a predicted model, not a curated record
AUGGCUGAUCAUUUAGAUUACUCAGAAGCAGAAGCGCUGCAGAUGCGUUGGACUUUGACGCACAAGAAAGAAAGUGAGACUCCUGCGCUAAGAUCUCAACCAUGCCGGCUUCUCGUCAUCAGUUCAUUCGCAAUAAGUCUGGUCGCUGCAGUCGUCUUGACCAUUCUCACCAGCAAUUCAAACGACCAUCUUGUGAUGCGAGACGAUUCCAUCGACGGCACAAAGAUUCCACUGAUCUGGAGACAAUUCGCUGAAGAUGUUCGCUAUGCCGAGCCGCCUUCGAAUCAAUCGGACACGGCUUGGAGCGAAUUGCUGCCAUAUGGUCAAGGAUUUGUAAACGUGGACAAUCCGCGACGGAUUUCAGCUAGACCAGGAAUACCUAGUGCCACGGUUGCUGGCAAGGAGUCAUUUGGACUCUCUGUAUUCCACCAGCUACAUUGCCUGUACAUCAUUCGGAGCAUCUUCUACGACAACCUCUCAGGCAGUCAAAGGCAAGAGCACGAGGCGCAGGGUCUCGCGGCACAUCACCACCUUCUAGGCCAUGCAAGGCAUUGUUUCGACUACCUCCGUCAAAGUAUCAUGUGUGCAGGAGAUGUCUCAUACGAGUCUGCCAUUGUCCUACCCAGUGGAAAACUGGUCAAUGGGGUGGACGGCUGGGGCGAUUGGCAUUUGUGCCGGAACUGGGACACUAUCUGGCAGUACGCCGUCCAACACCGAGGUCAGAAUUUCAGUGGAAUUGUGUAG